AUGGAUGCUUCAAAGUCCUCCGGGAAAAGGCAUGAAGUUUGCUUCCCUACUCCUUUGUCUGGCAAGGAACCGAGGGAAGUGUCUGCGAAACGCAUGAAGGUGAAUCGAGCCUUAAUGACGUUUAGGAACUUGUUUCACAAGUUAGUGCAUCAAUUUAAAGUCAACGAACCUGAGAAUUCUGAUCUUAAUAGAAAAGCUAUGGUGGAAGCAGCAGUGAUAAUGAAAACUAAGAAUCAAUGGGAGAACACUCAAAGGUGCGUGGGAGGUAUACUAGGAAUCGAGAUUGGCGAUGUUUUCCAGCACUGGGUUGAACUCAAUAUCGUUGGCCUCCAUCGGAUAUUUUGGACUAGGAUUGAUUAUAAGAUUAUGAGCAAACGCCCGUUGGCCACAAGCAUUGUCGUAGCUGAUGGCUAUGACAAUAAUGGUUCCUUGGUUUAUGUACUGCAUGGACGAAAUCCCACUGCAAGGAGAAAUCCAGUUCGUGGUCAAAUAACGGGUAAAGGAAAUUUAGCACUACAAAACAGCAUGCAAGCUAAAAGUCCUGUGAGGGUUAUAUUGAGAGUUGAUGGAAAUUCUGAUGGUGCGGUCGUUAGCAGCAAUUCUUGCUCAUUUGUCUAUGAUGGUUUGUAUUUAGUGGAUUCUGUCACAAUAGAAAGAGGGAGAGAUGGAAGGCUUGUGUACAAGUUUUCACUGAGUAGAAUUUUGGGACAACCCCCAACUUUUCUUGCCCUUAAGGACCAUGGGGAAAGUUCAAAGCAACAUGCAAGGCUUACUCCUAGGAAGAGACGCAAACCUAGAGCUUGUGCUGUCCGAAAGGAGAUUGUUCGAGUUAAUGAUCUUUCCAAUGGUGAGGAGAAGUUUACUGUUCGGGUGGUGACAUCAAACGAUUGUGACCAGCUACCCACAUCCUUUGAGUAUAUUCUAAACAACAUUUACUCAAAGAAGUUCGAGCAGGCAACUCUUUGCGCCUGUGACUGUUCAGAUGGAUGUGUUAACAAGGAGACAUGUGUUUGCUUUAUGAAGAAUGGUGUCAAAAUGCAGAAUGAUUCUAAAAAAAGAGUUGUUUCUCCCAAGGAAUCAUCACUUAUAUAUGAGUGUGGCCCCUCUUGCAAGUGCUCCUCCUCUUGCAUCAACCGAGUAAGUCAGCAUGGUAUUCGGUUUCAACUAGAAAUCUUCUUGACUGAACUGAAAGGUUGGGGUGUUAGAACACGCUCUUUCAUUCCCUCUGGGAGCUUUGUCUGUGAGUACAUUGGAGAAGUCACUCACCAUAAGGAGGCUGCAUGGAAGCUGGAUAAUGAAUAUAUAUUUCACAUGGGUAUGUUCAUGAUGAAACUUCCUUUUCUUGUGUUUUGGACUGAACAGUUGCAGUAUUCUUUUGCAGGUGUUGGAAAGUUCUCCAUCAAUGCUAGUAAACGUGGAAACGUUGGAAGGUUUAUAAAUCAUAGCUGUUCUCCAAAUCUCCUUGUGAAAGAUGUCAUGUAUGAUCACAAUGACAAGAAUCUUCCUCACAAAAUGCUGUUUGCUGCAAGGGACAUUCCUCCUGGUAGAGAGCUGAGUUAUGAUUAUAAUUCCUUCAAUGGAAAAUUCAUCAAGUUUAAGUUUAAUACUUGCUACUGUGGAUCACCCGCAUGCAAUGGAAAGAUCUACAUCUGA
Molecule: messenger RNA, 1653 nt
Organism: Sphenostylis stenocarpa
Lineage: Eukaryota; Viridiplantae; Streptophyta; Magnoliopsida; Fabales; Fabaceae
Source: the annotation of a GenBank genome assembly